Messenger RNA from Dermochelys coriacea (leatherback sea turtle), 7735 nucleotides. RefSeq names its product protein HIRA. Bases 189 to 3260 code for a protein of 1023 amino acids. Lineage: Eukaryota; Metazoa; Chordata; Testudines; Dermochelyidae. Gene Ontology annotation, biological process: DNA-templated transcription; chromatin remodeling; regulation of DNA-templated transcription. The record is from RefSeq and is a predicted model, not a curated record. Gene Ontology annotation, molecular function: nucleosome binding; protein binding. The transcript has 25 exons. Gene Ontology annotation, cellular component: nucleus; HIR complex.
GCUGAGGCGGCUCCGGCCGGGGCAGGGGCCGGGCAGCGCGGAGAGCGGGAGCGGGGCGAGCCCAUGGCUGCUGGCGGCGGCUGCUGAGCCGAGCCGCCGCCGCCGCCGCCGCCGCCUCUCGGAGCAGCCCGGAGCCCGCCCGGGGGUCCCGGGGGCACGGGCCGGCGGGGGCCCCGGGCCGGGGGACAAUGAAGCUCCUGAAGCCGACCUGGGUCAAUCACAAUGGAAAGCCAAUAUUUUCAGUUGAUAUUCACCCAGAUGGGACCAAGUUUGCAACUGGAGGACAAGGACAGGAUUCUGGGAAGGUGGUGAUCUGGAGUAUGGCUCCCGUCCUCAAAGAGGAAGAUGAAAAGAAUGAAAAUAUUCCCAAGAUGCUUUGUCAGAUGGACAAUCACUUAGCCUGCGUGAACUGUGUGCGGUGGUCAAACAAUGGCGUUUAUUUGGCUUCAGGGGGCGAUGACAAACUGAUCAUGGUGUGGAAACGAGCUGCGUACAUUGGACCUAGCACUGUGUUUGGUUCCAGUAGUAAACUUGCUAAUGUAGAACAGUGGAGAUGUGUUUCAAUUCUCAGAAGUCAUUCAGGGGAUGUCAUGGAUGUGGCAUGGUCUCCUCAUGAUGCCUGGCUGGCCUCCUGCAGUGUGGAUAACACCGUUGUCAUCUGGAAUGCUGUCAAAUUCCCAGAAAUUCUUGCCACUCUGAAGGGACACUCUGGCUUGGUGAAGGGAUUGACCUGGGAUCCUGUUGGGAAAUAUAUAGCCUCUCAGGCUGAUGAUCGAAGCUUGAAGGUGUGGCGGACCAUGGACUGGCAGUUAGAAACCAGCAUCACAAAACCAUUUGAUGAGUGUGGAGGGACAACACAUGUUCUGCGUCUCAGCUGGUCGCCUGAUGGACACUAUCUGGUUUCUGCUCAUGCUAUGAAUAAUUCUGGACCUACUGCUCAGAUCAUUGAGAGAGAUGGAUGGAAAACCAACAUGGAUUUUGUAGGGCACCGCAAGGCAGUGACCGUCGUGAAAUUCAAUCCAAAAAUCUUUAAAAAGAAACAAAAGAAUGGGAGCUCCACCAAGCCAAGCUGUCCCUAUUGCUGCUGUGCUGUCGGCAGUAAGGAUCGGUCCCUCUCUGUCUGGCUCACAUGUCUGAAACGACCUUUAGUUGUCAUACAUGAGCUGUUUGACAAGUCUAUCAUGGACAUCUCAUGGACCUUAAAUGGACUUGGGAUCUUGGUGUGUUCCAUGGACGGAUCAGUGGCCUUUUUGGACUUUUCCCAGGAUGAACUUGGAGAUCCACUUAGUGAGGAGGAGAAGAGCAACAUUCAUCAGUCCACCUAUGGUAAAAGCUUAGCGAUAAUGACUGAGGCUCAGUUGUCUACUACCAUUAUUGAGAAUCCAGAGAUGCUGAAGUAUCAACAGAGACAGCAACAGCAGCAGAUGGAGCAGAAGAAUGCAGCAAUACGGGAAGCAGCAGGGACUGCAACGGCAGCUCCCAAAGUGGCAAGCAUGGUUAAUGGUGAGAGUUUGGAGGACAUUAGAAAGAAUCUUUUAAAGAAACAAGUUGAAACACGGACUGCAGAUGGCCGGAGGCGGAUCACACCUCUCUGCAUAGCUCAGCUGGACACUGGGGAUUUUUCAACAGCAUUCUUCAAUAGUAUCCCGAUAUCUGGAUCUCUGGCUGGCUCAAUGAUGUCUUCUCAAAGUAAUCAGCAACUGAUGUCAUUAGAUUCCAAUGCAACCAAUUCCCUCUGCACUUCAAAGCCUUCUCUAGAACCACUGGCAGCCAGUAUAAAACCAACAGAUGACACAAUCAAUAAAGAUGGUGUAAAUGCUACCUCUGCUUCAGCUGCUCCCCCUGUAUCAUCUUCCUCUGUGCUAACAACUCCAUCUAAGAUCGAACCAAUGAAAGCAUUUGACUCGAGAUUCACAGAACGGUCCAAAGCCACCUCAGGGACUUCUGCUGUAAUAAAUACAAAUCAGACUGCCAUAGACAGAUUGAAAGAUCAGAAUUUAAUUAAAGAGAAUAAGCCCAAGGAUAUCCUGGAGAGCAGCAGUGACAGUGAGGAGAAGAUUCCAGCUACUAAACCGCUGUCACUGCCCAAGCGUAAACUAGAACUUGAGGCAGAAACAGUAGAAAAGAAGAAAAAAGGCAGGCCUCGAAAGGACUCCAGACUCGUACCUGUGACUUUAACUGUUCAGUCCCCAGCUGCACUGGCCUCUGAGAAGGAUGCCACUUGCAUCUCUGCACCAGCAUUAGCACUUAAACUGCCAACCCCAAUCCCACAGAAAUCGUUUACAUUGCAAGUAAGUUCAGAUCCCUGCAUGUACAUUGAGGUGGAGAAUGAGAUGACCACAGUGGGAGGUUCCAAGCUGAGCAGGUUAAAGUGUAAUCGGGAAGGCAAAGAAUGGGAGACAGUCCUCACCAGUCGAAUUCUUACUGCAGCUGGAAGCUGUGAUGUGGUGAGUGUAGCCUGUGAGAAGAGGACCUUAUCUGUAUUUUCAGCUUGUGGUCGUCGCCUUCUCCCACCUAUUAUAUUGCAUUCGCCUAUCUCCGCUUUACAUUGCACAGGUUCCUACGUCAUGGCUCUCACCACUAUUGCUACGCUGUCUGUGUGGGAUGUUCAUAAACAGUCAGUGGUUGUCAAAGACGAGUCUCUGCAAACAAUAUUAGCAGGAAGUGAUACCUCUGUCUCUCAAAUUUUGCUGACUCAGCAUGGUAUACCAGUAAUGAGCCUGUCUGAUGGAAAGGCAUAUUGUUUUAAUCCUUCUCUUUCUACAUGGAAUCUUGUCUCUGACAAACAGGACUCCUUAGCACAAUGUGCAGACUACAGGAAUAGUUUACCAUCCCAAGAAGCCAUGCUGUGUUCAGGACCCUUAGCCAUAAUACAGGGACGAACAUCAAAUUCAGGAAGGCAAGCUGCAAGACUGUUCUCCAUGCCUCAUUUAGUACAACAAGAAACAACACUGGCUUACCUGGAGAAUCAGAUAGCAGCGGCACUUAUGUUACAAUCCAGUCAUGAAUACCGCCAUUGGCUCCUUAUCUAUGCACGGUACCUAGUUAAUGAAGGGUUUGAAUAUCGCCUGCGAGAAUUAUGCAAGGAUUUACUGGGUCCAGUCCAUUACUCAGCUGGAAGUCAGUGGGAAUCAACAGUUGUGGGUUUACGAAAGAGAGAGCUACUGAAAGAACUGCUUCCUGUCAUCGGACAGAACCUCCGUUUCCAGAGGCUUUUCACAGAAUAUCAAGAGCAGCUAGACAUCUUGAGAGACAAAUAGUAUUUCCCCAGAUUUUCCCUGAAGGGCCUGGUCUAAGGGAAACUGCUGAACAGCAUUAACCAGAGACAGAAGAGGAGAGAGCCCGGCCAGAAUGGGACACUCUUGAAAGGAGCAGUACCAGAAUGGCCCCACAUGUUUCAUGAGUGAUAAGCUUUAAUUUCUAAAGAAGCUCACAAAGGCAUAUGUGGAAAUGAGUGGAGGAGCUGGACCUGUUUUCCAAGUGGAAUUUGAACAUCAAAGCUGUGGCCUGUGUUCCUACAGAAGGUUGUGGAUCUGUACUUCAGAGGUUCCUUUUGGGUCUGGAUCUCAUUGUGAUAUCAAGGAGACUAGCUGAGAACAGUUGGGGGAUUUUUUGGCUGUCCUGUGAAAAGCACAGUACUUCAGAGUACACUGAGCAGCAUAUUAACCCUGUUCAGGGUUUCUUGCCUGAGGAUUGAUUGAGGCUCAACACUAUAUUGAAUUAGAUGAAUGAGCCAUAUAAAAAGAAAUUUCAUAAAAUAUUAAGGUAUUAUGCAGCCAAUAGACUCAAACCUGUGAAUAUAAUUAUAAGAGGCUGUUCUAACACAAGGACUAUUUUUGUACUAGAAUUUGCUAACUUGUAAUAUGGAAUUUUAUUUGGCCAAUAAUCAGGAUUUCCCUACAAGUAACCUUGUAGGAAAUUUAACUCUAAUUAUGACAGCUAUGUUGCUGAAUAAUUGUACCAAAAUUAACCUGUCAUCAUCUGGUUUUUAAUUUUUAACUGUUUGUAAAGAAGAGAUUUUUGGGGGUGGGGGGAAUCAAAGAGGGUGGCUCUUUUUGUAUGUACAAAAAUAAAUGAACACUGAAUUGGAUUAAAAAAAAGAUGGUCUUGCUCUGGAUAGUCAUGUCUUCUUGUAGCAGCAUUAAACAGUAAUACAGGUUGAAUCAUGUUAAACAUGUAUAGAAAUCAAUAUUGAACUAAUGUUAUCUGGGUGAUCUUUUCUCUCCAAGUUCCAGAGUACUACAUCUUAAUACUGAUUUUACUGUUGUGAUCUAGAACUUUGUUUUUGUAACUACUACUACUUCAGGAAGUGUCCCAAUGGGUACUCUACUUGACGUGUGCAUGUGCACCUUCAUUCGGAAGAUUUCAGUGGCAAUACCUGUUCGUCUUGUGCAUGCACCAUAUGCAUCCUUGUGUCCCAUACCAAGGAUAUAUAGGCAAGAUACUACCAAUUCUAAGCACUUGACUAAGAAGGCAGUAUGCUCUUUGUCUUCCACUGCCUCAUCGGUACCUAGACCAUCAGUACAACUGAAACAGUGAUUCCAGCCUUCGGUACCUCACACCUCUAUGGCUGGGACUCACCAGGUCACUCUGUUGGCUCACCCAAUACCACAAGAGUUCAGGUUCUCAAAGGCAGUCCUGCUUAUUUCCGAGCAGGCUGAGUCUCCUCUGAGUUCAAGACCUCUGGUACCACAACCAAUUUUAUCCCCACUAUUCCACCUUUCUCCAGGACCACCUGCCUCCUCAGUACUCGACAACAACUUUCUGAAAGAUGGCUGAUUACUCCUCCAUCCCCCCACUCCAUCAGACUAUGAAAGGGAGUUCUUCAGACUCCCAGAUUUCUGUGCAGGGUUCUGCUGACUGCCUACCUACAUUUGUUUAGCCAGAACCAUGACUGUUUAAGAACAUUUCCAGGCUUCUACCAUAAAAGCCCGCCAAACAUCCACUUGGUACUACUAACCCUGGAUGCGCCCGCCAUUCUCAUAUGGUUCUCCCCAGUGUGCAUACUGGGAUCCAUGGGCUAUUUUCCAGCAACUGUUUUCUGAAGUGCACACUGCUCAUGAGGAUCAUCCCAGGGAGCAUUUUUCAGCUCCUUCUGUUUCUCCUAAACAAUCUCCAAUGAGGACACAUUUGAGGACCAGGAAAGGAGAGCUGUCGAGGAGGCUACUCCAUAUUCUAAUAUUUCUUCUUCUUCCCCAUUUGAAGUUGUCAUCCCCUUCGCCGUCUCACGAUGAUUUCAGAUAAUUUCAAGAUCUGAUGAAGAGGGCAGCAGACACCCUUCAGAUCCCAUUAGAAGAAGUGCAGGAGACACAGCACAAAUGGCUUGACAUCUUUGUAUGCACUAUUGUCAGCCCGGGUAGUCCUCCCUAUAAAUGAAGCACUAUUAGAAUCUGCCAAGUCUAUCUGGCAGAUUCCAGCUACUGCACUCCCUGUCAGGUAAAAGACCAUUGAAAAAGUAUUGUCCCAGCUAGGGGCUUGAGUUUUUAUUUUCCCACCCCACACCAUCUAUUUUAGAGGUUAAAAAAAACCUCUUGCUCCAUUUCUCUGGGUCCUCUAAAGCAGUGGUUCUCAACAAGGGGUACAUGCAUCCCUGGGAGUAUACACAGGUCUUCUAGGGGAUACAUCAACUCAUCUAGAUAUUGGCCUAGUUUUACAACAGGGUACGUAAAAAGCACUAGUGAAGUCAGUACAAACUAAAAUUUCAUACAGACAAUGACUUGUUUAUACUGCUCUAUAUACUAUACACUGAAAUGUAAGUACAAUAUUUAUAUUCCAAUUGAUUUAUGUUAUGUGGUAAAAAGGAGAAAGUAAGUAAUUUUUCAGUAAUAGUGUGCUGAUUUUGAAAGCAAGUAGUUUUUAAGUGAGGUGAAACUAGGGGAUACGCAAGACAAAUCAGACUCCUGAAAGGAAUAGUAGAUUUGACAUUCCUGGUAUUUUUUUGCUUAAAAAAAAUCAAGCAGGGAAAGGUGGGGAAUAAAACCCUUAAGGCCUAAUUUAUACAUGAUAUACGAUCAAAACAGAGUAAAACCAUGAUUUCCCUUUUUAGGUUUCCUUUAAAAAGCAAUUCUGGAACCAUUUUUUGAACCACUGCUACUGUGCUUGUAAGAUUGCUCACUGAGCUCUCAAUAUUUAAUGGCCAUAAUUCUGGCCUGAAGAGCAGGAAGUGGGUGGCUUUCUGUAAAUCGGAUGUAACAUUCAGGUUUUUUUCUAAAAUGCUCGUUGCAUUUUCCCAUGGAUUCACUCUCAAAUACCAGCUCCAAUUCUCAUUCUUGAUUUCUCCCUCUGCAGUUUUUGUAUGUGAGGAAGGAAAGGUGUGCACUGCCCCAUACUCCUUCAAAUAGUUAAAUUAUUUUCAGAUCAUUUUUUAAAUUUUAUUUUUUGACUGCACACUUUUGGAAACUCUGAAGGCUGCUUUAUGCCCAGUGGAACUGCCAUUCACGGAUCUGCCUGAUUACUCAGGAAAAUUUCCUUGCCUGGACUCAUCAUCACAAAUUCAAUGAAAAAGGUGGGUUUGCAGAUUAACAUCAACACAGAACAAAUGUGCAGGUAACUGUAUAUCUGCUAUAGGAAGUCACUGAUGUAAGAACAACAAUGUAAAAAUACAUUGAAAUGGGAAAUUUCCUUUUGUCUAUUUUUGCAUCUUUUGGAAAUCUCUCUGAUCUCUGCAGGCAUUCUUUUGGAGCUUACCUUAGCAGUUGUUGCUACUGGCUGCUAUUAGCCAUAAGAGUAGCUUUUUGUGCAAAAUUACAACUUGGACUUGUGUGGAAAUCAGUAAAGAAAUUAAUAAAUAUGUCUUAAUAUAACUAACCUGAAAAAUUAAAUGGCUAAUUUUCUCCUGUCUGUUAAUGUGUUAAUUUACCUUAAGAUAUGUGCCGAAUGCUCAUUAUUGGGACUUGAGUGUAGGAAUCAAGACAAUAGUCUUCCAAGUGGAAAAAUCUGAACAGAGUCAGUGUUGUGGCAGCAUAUGAAACUAUUUAGAAACAGGAAAUUUAAAGGCUAUAUAUUUGUCAAAACCAAACCUGGAUCUAUACAGCUUUUUAAUUUUGAGGUGUUUAAGAUCCAGAUCUUUAUCCUUUGGCUUAGGUCUGUCUAUGCUAAAGGUCUUACUCAGUAGUGAAGGUGAACCUCUAUGUAGGACAGGUUUACUGCUGAGCCCAGCAUCUGCAGCCUUUACGAAUUCUUGAAACAUAGUUUGAGAGACCGUCAAGUAGUUUGGGCCCAAAACUAAUCAAGUUUUUAUGUUUUAAGGCCUGUUUUCUGAGGUUUAUCAUCACGCUUAAUAGCUUUUAUUAAUCCAAUAUUUGGUUGAAAAAUGGGGAAAAAAUACCCUACAGCUAUGUAGGACUUAAUGUAUUUAAUUCUGAGAGCUAUGCUCACCCUGGCUACCAAUGGGAAAUAAUGGAAUUGGACCUGUGGGAGAAGAAAAUUAGAGGAAGUAAUUCAAUUUUAAGAGUUCCAAUAAUGCAGAGUAAAAAUUAAAUUAACUUUUAAGAGUGCCUCUGUGUCCUUUUAAUUUACUAGAUCACAAUUUUGUACUGUUAGUCAACCACUGAUCAGGGAUUAUCUGAAAUUUGCUGUUACUUUUGUUAAACAAUCUGUAGUUUGAAAAUUAAAAUUUAUGUACAAAAAUGUCAAACAUUUUAAUUUUUAGAUUCAAAAGAUUUUUUGGGAAAUCAAGAAACUGUUUUUAACCCUGAAUGUAACUAUAAAAGUACAAUAAAUGUGACAAACAUGA